AUGGAUGGAGGACCAUAUCCACAGAAUAUCGCCUCAAUGUCUACUCCUGCAACUCCUGUCCGUCGUCAUUCGCAGCAAAUAUCAGUUACACCGUCCAUGGUCAAGAAGUGCAGUCCAGAUUUAGAGGUUUUGAACAUUGACUGCUGCCCCUGCGCACCCGCACCCUUUCAACUUCUUAAGUUGGGGCUAUUUGCCUGUGCACCCAUAGCUCCAUCUCUUGCUGUUGACCUACGUGUACUAGAGCUCGUUAGGACUCUUUUUGUAUGGAUCACCCCCAAUACAACAGCUUGGUGUGAAGCAUUGGAAGUUUUUCUAACAGCUCGGGGUUACAAACUUUCUACAAAGGACAAUCUUCGCCGCCGCUUCAGUAACGCGUAUCAUUGGUACUCAGUCCUUGUGACGAAUGCUGGAGACCACGUAUACAGCCUCAUUUCACAACAUCUUCCUUCGCGUUCUUUGGGGGACGAAGUCUUGCCUGCACAACCAAGCGAUUAUCUCCGUUCACGUUGUCCAGUUUGUUUUGGAAUGCAGGAUUGGCAAAAGGAUCAUGGUUCCCAUCUCAAGCUAGAUUGCCAUGUAUGCAUCGAUGCAUGCUUCACACAGAAAUGGUCAGCCAAUUCACGUGGGGCCAAUGGCCUAGAUCCGCCAAACCCACCACGAUCUGUCUUCAUUUCGGACGAAGAGGUCACACAGAUGGAAGCUCACGUACGUGCCUGUCGAGGCUCCCUACCUGGUCGUGGAACAAAACACAAGAAGCCCAAAGGCGAUGAAGACAGGUACGAAGAUGGUAUGCGCAUCCCUGUAUCGACAUUGGAUGCCUGCAGGGAAUCCUUUCUUGCUGCCGACGAAAAACGGGAGAAAGCUAACACCUGUUUCUUUGCCGAUACAGGAAUCAUGGCCUGUCACAACCCAAAUAAUGAAUUAAUGCUUGGGUGUUACGACUGGGAUAGUUCUGCUGUUGCCGGUCAAGAUAGACCUAUCAGGCGAACAGUUCGUCGGCCUUCCUAA
Suillus bovinus is the source of this 1008-nucleotide messenger RNA. RefSeq lists its product as uncharacterized. Lineage: Eukaryota; Fungi; Basidiomycota; Agaricomycetes; Boletales; Suillaceae. The record is from RefSeq and is a predicted model, not a curated record. The coding region runs from base 1 to 1008 and encodes 335 amino acids. The transcript is spliced from 4 exons.